This is a messenger RNA of Dendronephthya gigantea, 1308 nucleotides long. RefSeq names its product putative ankyrin repeat protein RF_0381. Bases 1 to 1308 code for a protein of 435 amino acids. Lineage: Eukaryota; Metazoa; Cnidaria; Anthozoa; Malacalcyonacea; Nephtheidae. The record is from RefSeq and is a predicted model, not a curated record. The transcript is spliced from 3 exons. Gene Ontology annotation, molecular function: protein binding.
AUGACUGAACUCAAGGAAGAUGAUAAUGUUAUGAUGUCCCAGGCUGAGGACAGCGACGUAACUUCAAGCUUUACGGAAAACAAUAAUAUCGCUUCGUCCGAAAAUAAACAAUCCCAAUCUGUUAAUAAACAGAAAGAAGUUGAAGAUGAACUCCAAGAAAAAGACAUUCAAAACGAAGAAUGUGAUGGCGUUGACCAUGGAGCAAGCAUUUAUUCCCAGAACGAAGAUGGUGAAACAGUUUUGUCGAUAGCGAUAAGAAAUGGUUUAUUUGAUGUGGUUAAGUAUUUUGUUCAAUGUGGCCCUGAACAUAAUUUUCAAGAUUAUUCUAAAGUUCUUCAGAGUGCAAUAAAGUCUCGGUCAUUAGAAAUUGUGAAAUAUUUCGUUGAAGAUUGUGGGGCUGAUAUACAUUGUAAAGAUGAUUCGGGAAAUACUGCCUUACAUCAUGCUGUUUAUGUUGGUGGAAUAGAAAUUGUCAAAUACUUAGUUAAACAAUGCGGUGCAGACAUGAAUGCCAGGAAUCCAGACGGGGGGACAAUGCUACAACUUGCUGUUACAGAAGGUACGCUAGAAUUGGUGAAAUAUCUUGUUGAACAGGGCGCUGAUGUAAACGGCCAGGGUACUGACGGGUGGACAGUGCUGCACGCUGCUGUUACAAAAUCUACUCCAGAAGUUGUAAAAUAUCUUGUUGAAAAUGGCGCUGUUGUAAACGGCAAGGAUACUACAGACGGCUGGACAGUAUUACACUAUGCUGUUGCCUAUAGUUCAUUAGACAUGAUGAAACAUCUUGUUGAACUGGGGGCAGAUGUAAAUGGCGAAAAGACCGAUGGGUGGACAGUGCUGCAUGAUGCUGUUACAAACGGUACGCUAGAAAAGGUAAAAUAUCUUGUUGAAAUUGGUGCUAAUGUAAAUGGUAAGAGCAAUGGCGGGUGGACGGUGCUUUACAAUGCUAUUUCUAAAGGUACGCUAGAAAUUGUAAAAUAUCUAGUAGAAAUGGGCGCUGAUGUGAAUGCCAAGGAUACCACUUACGAUUGGACAAUGCUUCACUCUGCUGUUACUGAAGGUACGCCAGCAAUGGUAAAAUAUCUUGUUGACAUGGGCGCUAAUGUAAAUAGUGAGGAUAGUAAGGGAUGGACGGUGCUGCGAUAUGCGAUUUUCAAAGGCACACUAGAAAUAAUAGAAUGUCUUGUUGAACAUGGUGCUGAUGUUAAUGACAAAAUUGAAAUGCGAUCAAUUCUGCACUGUGCACUGUGUGUUACUCAAGAUACUUUAGAAAUAGUGAACUGCCCUGUUGAGAAGGAAAGGCGCUGA